AUGGCCCCCAAACAAGUCGUCCUCACGGACAAGGCCCCCAAGCCUCUAGAGGGCAUCCUCAGCCAAGCCAUCGUCGCCAACGGCGUCGUCUACUGCUCCGGCCAAGUCGCCGUGGACCCCGCGACGGGGAAGCUGGUCGAGGGGACGGUGGGCGAUCGGACGCAUAGGAUUAUUCAGAACUUGACGAGUGUGUUGGAGGGCGCGGGGACGAGUAUUGAGAAUGUUGUUAAGGUUAGUGUCUUCAUUGCCGAUAUGAAGGACUUUGGCGCUAUGAAUGAGGUUUACGCGCAGUAUUGGGGCGAGAAUAAGCCUUCUAGGACUUGCGUCGCCGUCAAGCAACUCCCCCUCGGCACUGACGUCGAGAUCGAAUGCGUGGCGGUCCUCCCGUAA
Molecule: messenger RNA, 390 nt
Organism: Zasmidium cellare ATCC 36951
Lineage: Eukaryota; Fungi; Ascomycota; Dothideomycetes; Mycosphaerellales; Mycosphaerellaceae
Exons: 3
Coding region: 1-390 (129 amino acids)
Cellular component (GO): cytosol; mitochondrion
Molecular function (GO): deaminase activity
Source: RefSeq, a predicted model, not a curated record